AUGAACACCACCAGUGAGGAAUAUUUGGUGAAAGAUGCUUGGAAUGUGCUCCUGAGUAUUAACUCGACACCAAUCUUAAACUUAAGUAUGGGGGAGACAGACCAGCCACCAGGAAACCUAAUAGAUCAGACUAUUACUGUCAUUUCAAUCCUUGCUCUGUUCAUCACAAUGAUAUCAAUGGGCUGCACGAUGGAAUUACCAAUGAUCAAGCAUCAUGUUUUGAAACCGAAGGGGGUGCUGAUUGCAGUGUUUUCUCAAUAUGGGAUUAUGCCCCUAACAGCUUACAGCCUCGCCAAGGCUUUCAGGCUGUCCUCCAUUGAAUCUCUGUCAGUCCUGAUCUGUGGCUGUUGCCCUGGCGGAACCCUCUCCAACAUCUUCUCACUGGCACUGAACGGAGACAUGAAUCUCAGUAUUGUGAUGACCACAUGCUCUACAGUACUGGCACUUGGCAUGAUGCCUCUCCUUCUUUAUCUCUAUUGCAAAGGCCUAUCACUGGCAAGUAAAGUCCCAUAUAGAGAGAUUUCCAUAACCCUGGUCUUCAUGCUCAUCCCUUGUGGCAUUGGCAUCUUCCUCAAUGACAAGUACCCAAAGUACUCAAAGACAAUAACUAAAGCAGGCCUGUUCAUUCUUCUUAUCGCAGGAAUAAUAAUUGGCAUCUUGUCAGGAAUGUCAAUUGGGACCAGUCUCUGGAUGCUUUUCUCCUCUCGCCUACUUGCUACCACAGCAUUAAUGCCCUUUCUAGGAUAUACUUUCGGAUAUGUCCUCUCAUAUCUAUGCAGCUUACCGGAAAGGUGCCGGCGGACAGUUUCUAUGGAAACUGGAAGCCAAAAUGUCCAGCUGUGUACUACCAUCCUCAAAGUUGCUUUCAACCAGGAAGAUAUUUCUGCACUUUACUUAUUUCCACUCAUUUUCUUGUUGUUCCAAUUUUUUGAAGCAUUAAUUCUUGUAGUGAUCUAUCGAACUUACAAAAGAAUAAAAAAAUCGAAGGAACACAGUGUCAAAUAAUUUACAUGCCUGUAGAGAACAACAAUGGAACAAGGUACACUUCCUGAAGUUGUGAAACCUUGUGAGCGUGGUGACCUUCAAAAGCAGUAAAAUGGAGUCUUCCCCGCACAGACG
Messenger RNA from Hemiscyllium ocellatum (epaulette shark), 1119 nucleotides. It is a transcript of the gene slc10a1, whose product is annotated as solute carrier family 10 member 1. The transcript has 5 exons. Gene Ontology annotation, cellular component: membrane. Gene Ontology annotation, biological process: bile acid and bile salt transport. Gene Ontology annotation, molecular function: bile acid:sodium symporter activity. Lineage: Eukaryota; Metazoa; Chordata; Chondrichthyes; Orectolobiformes; Hemiscylliidae. Bases 1 to 1005 code for a protein of 334 amino acids. The record is from RefSeq and is a predicted model, not a curated record.